CCGAACGAACACUUCUCCCAAAUCCCUUCCAGAUCGGGGAAACCAUCCAGCCGUCCGCCAUUCCCCCACACCUCGCCGCCGUUCUCCUUCCUGGCUGCUCCCACCUCCAGCCCCACUCUCCCCUCGCCUCCGCCGCUCCCAUCACUGCCGCCGCCGCCCGUAAACCCUCCACCAAAAACGCCCGCAAUGGCCGCCGCGUCUUCCCAGAGCACGCGCAGGACGACGGCGGCGGCGACGACGACGACGACCUCGACCUGCGCCCCGGAGACGGCGAAGGGCGCGCGCGUGUUCCGGAUCGAGGGCUACAACAUGUACAAGGGGCUCGGCGUCGGCCGGUUCAUCCAGUCCGCGCCCUUCGCCGUCGGCGGCUACGACUGGCGCAUCUGCUACUACCCCGACGGCGACGUGGAGUCGAGCAAGGACUGCGUCUCCGUCCACCUCGAGCUCAUGACGGAGGGCGCCGACGUGCGGGCGCUCUACUCGCUCACGCUCAUCCGGCAGGCCACGGCCGCGGGGUCGUCCGCUUACUUCAUGUGGGCGAACCCGACGGAGCCCGUGGUGUUCAGCUCCGCCCAUGGGACCUCCGCCCGGGGCUUCUCCAGGUUCGCCAAGCGGAGCGUGCUCGAGGCGUCGACGUACAUCGUCGGCGACACCAUACUCAUUAGUUGCGAGCUCACUGUUAUCAGGCUGAAGGAAGCGCAGGCGCCGCAGCCCGAGGCGAGGUUCGUGGUCCGAGUGCCGUUUUUGGGCUUGAUGGAUGAUCUUAAGAAUUUGCUGGAGACGGGGGAGGAAGCGGACGUGUCGUUCAAGGUCAGAGACGAGGUUUUCCAUGCGCACAAGCUCAUCCUCGCGAUGCGGUCGCCUGUCUUCAAAGCGACGCUCUACGGGCCGAUGGGGGACAAUUGUGGGGAGAGCAUAACCAUUGAAGAUAUGCAUCCCGUUGCCUUUCGGGGAUUGCUUCAUUUCAUUUACACAGACGAGUUCCCUGAGUUGGACGACAUCGAUGAUGAUGAUGAUGAAGACGAGGAAGAAGAUAUGAUUCAGCAUUUGCUCGUGGCUGCGGAUAGGUAUGGCAUGGAAAGGAUGAAGCUAAUGUGCGAGAGGAUCUUUAGCGAGUGUCUUGAUUCCAAGACUGUGGCGACCACGUUAGCUUUUGCAGACCAAUAUAAUUGCAGCCAGCUUAAAGAUGCUUGCAUUGGGUUUAUCAACUCCUUGGAUACAAUGGAUCCUGUGCUGUCUAGUACAGGGUAUGAGCACCUGAAAAGAGCUUGUCCUAAUAUCUUCGUUGAUAUAUGGGAGAAAGCAGCUAAGGCUCGCAAGAAUUACUCCUUCAAGCUUCAAUGACAGUAGGUAUGUCAGCACCCCUGACAUGGGCGACCCACCUGAUGCCUUACAGGUGGGACCAUCCUGCCAGGCAAGGGAGAAGCGCACUACCGUGCGGAAUCCAAAGUUCUGCGGUGCAGAGUGGGCCCGACAGCUGGCAACAACAACUGCUUCGCCUACUUAAGGCCUUCGUCUCCAACUUGAGAAGUAUCCAGAGGAUCAUGGCGGCGGCAUUGGCUUAGAACUUAGGUUUACUAUCUUGCAAACUGAGAAAUCCUUCCUCUGUAAUCGAUAUUGGAUCUGUAUUGCCACUCUAUAUUCCACCAUAUUGCAGUAGUAGAUCGGGUCCUAACAUCUGGUAUCAGAGACCACCCGCUUCCCUUUCGCUGGCGCCCCUCCCUUUCGUCGAGACCCGUCGCGUUCGUCAAAUGUGCGAUCAGAUCGGGCAGAUGGAUCCAGGCGUCAAGGAGCUGCUGGAACGGCUUUCCGGUACCAUGGAGGACAUGCGGCGUGAGCUGUGCAACAACACGGCUGCAGUCCGCACCCAGGCUUCGCGGAUGGAGGAAUUCGCGGCGUGGUGCCCUGAGAUGGAGGCGCGCGUCGGGAAGCUCUGCGAGGCGGUCACGUCCUUGGAGCGCGGCCGUCUCGGUGAGGACACGGUGACUAACCCCCAGCCGCUUCCGCACUACAACGCCACCGGUGAUCUUGUGGUCGCUGGCGGCAGCGGCUUGGCGGAUCCUCACGGGUCUACGGACCACGGCGAUCCAGCGGCUACACGGGGGUGGGCACCGGUGGGCUUCGUGACACCGGGGGCCCUCCCGGCCAACGAACUGGACAGAAAGAGGAGAUGUGCCAAACCAAAGAUCCUGCGAGAAGUGGAUGUUAUUCCCAUUACCAACAACCCAGCUGCAGCCUAUAUUCCAAACAAGGUAAUCUGUAAUCGACAUUGGAUCUGUAUUCUCUAUAUUCCACCAUACUGUCCCUAACAAGGUAAGAUGAGAGUUUUGUUGUAUGCCCAAAAGAGCCGUCCAUCUGUCUCGGUAGGUUACAGAGCCGGUGGUUCAUCGCCUGCUCGAGGUCGUUGUCGGGUGAAGCACAUCGCAAAA
Messenger RNA from Brachypodium distachyon (stiff brome), 2429 nucleotides. Its product is annotated as BTB/POZ and MATH domain-containing protein 1-like. The coding region runs from base 187 to 1344 and encodes 385 amino acids. Lineage: Eukaryota; Viridiplantae; Streptophyta; Magnoliopsida; Poales; Poaceae. Gene Ontology annotation, biological process: protein ubiquitination. The record is from RefSeq and is a predicted model, not a curated record. Gene Ontology annotation, molecular function: protein binding. The transcript has 3 exons.